Messenger RNA from Podospora anserina S mat+, 1953 nucleotides. RefSeq lists its product as uncharacterized. The coding region runs from base 1 to 1953 and encodes 650 amino acids. Gene Ontology annotation, molecular function: transaminase activity; pyridoxal phosphate binding. Gene Ontology annotation, biological process: biosynthetic process. Lineage: Eukaryota; Fungi; Ascomycota; Sordariomycetes; Sordariales; Podosporaceae. The transcript has 3 exons. The record is from RefSeq and is a predicted model, not a curated record.
AUGGCGUCGUUGUCUUAUCGUGACGAUAGCCGUCAAGGUGCUGGCGGUCUAAGUGACGACGAUGAUAAGCCACUGCCUCUCGAUUUCACCCACCACUACUCUGACACCACUAAAAGCCGGAAUGCCAGUAAGAUCAAGGCAAUCUACAAGUUCUUCCAGAUACCUGGCAUUCUGAACAUUGCUGGUGGUCUCCCCAAUGCCCAGUUCUUCCCCUACGACACCUUGGAGGCACAGGCAGCCAAACCUGAGAGAUGGUCUCCUUCCUCCGGGUCAUCAAACCCUUCAGCACCAAACCACAUCACCAUCCCCCAUGAUGAUUCCACUCAGAAGGACCUCCUCCAAAAGAUCGACCUAGCCACCGCCCUGCAGUACGGCAUGGCCCAAGGCUACCCCCCCCUCCUCGGCUGGAUCAGACAGUUCACCCGCGACCACCUCCACCCCGGCGUCCCCUACAAAGGUGGCCCCGAAGUAGUCCUCACCUGCGGCUCAACUGACGGGUUUGCCAAAGCCCUCAACCUCUUCGUCACCCCCUGGAGAACCACUGACCCCAUCUCAUCCCGUCCCGGCCUUCUCUGCGAAACCUACGUCUACACCAACAUCACCAACCAAGCCACCCCCCUCGGCGUCCAAAUGGUGCCCGUCAAAACCGACGAAUCCGGGAUGGCAGUCUCUGGCCCAGGGGGGUUAGAAGACGUCCUCGCGAACUGGGACAGCAGCAAGGGGAAACGCCCUCACUUGAUGUAUACCGUCACCCUAGGCCACAACCCAACCGGUAUCCUCCUCUCGGUCGAGCGCAAGAAGGAAAUCUACGCCAUCUGCAGCAAAUAUGACGUGAUAAUCAUCGAAGAUGAGCCCUACUGGUACCUCCAAUUCCCCGAAGCGAGCUCUCUCGAGGCCGAAUCCCGUGGCCUGCCUCCCCCUCCUCGCUCCUCCCUUUCCACAGUCACCACUCCAUCCUCCGGCUUCCCCUUCCUCGACUCCCUAACCCCAUCCUUCACCCCCCUCGACACCGACGGCCGUGUCGUCCGCCUAGACACCUUCUCAAAAACAGUAGCCCCAGGCUGCCGUCUGGGCUGGAUAACCGCCCAACCCGCCCUCAUCGAGCGAUUCGAACGAAUAACCGAAGCGACUACCCAACAACCCUCCGGCUUCGUCCAAGCUCUAAUCUCCAAACUGUUGAUCUCCCCCCCUCCCAUUCCCUCCACCACCCAAUCCAUAUACAUCUACUACCACCCCCCCCCCCCCUCCCAACCAUCACCAUCCCAACCCUACCCAUUCCUAAACUCCAUCUACCCCCUCCCCACCCCCUACCACAACACCAUCCAAACAAUUUACACAAUCAUCCAAUACCCCUCCCUACUCAUAACAACCACCCCAACCCGCUCCAACGGCUGGCAACCGUCCGGCUUCGUAACCUGGCUCUCCGGCCUCCGCACCCGCUACCAGACCCGCAUGGCAAGAAUGUGCACCAUCCUCGACUCCGGCUCCGUCCUCAUCACCACCCCCCCAACCCGCUCCCACUCAUGGGCCGUGGUGAAGAAAGUAAAGUUGUACGACUUUUCGUGGCCGAGAGCGGGCAUGUUCAUCUGGUUGAGGAUGCACUUCUUUUCACAUCCUUUGUUCCCCGUUUUCAAGUCUGCCUUGUCAACCGCGUUGAUGGUCUGGCUUACGGGGGGGGACUACAAGGUCUUGGUCACGACGGGGGCAAUCUUCGCUGCGAAUGACGAGAUCAAGGAGGGGGAAGGGUGGGAGUACUUCAGGCUUUGUUUUGCUGCCGAGGAGGAGGAGAAUGUCGAGUUGGCUGCCGAGAGGUUUGUGGAGGGGGUGAAGGCGUUUUGGGAGGUGAGGGAUCAUGAGGUUAUCAAGAAGCUGCUGGAGGAGGUGAAGAGUGACGACGAGGUGGUUGGGGAGCAAGAGGGGUUGGUGAAUCUGGCUGGGUUCAUGGGGUGUUAA